AUGUGGCACACAAUCACAUGGCAAUCCCACUACAGUUUACACCAUUUCCAGGCAAUUGAUCUGCUUCCUGAGGCCAUUCUCAAGUGGAUCACCCUCCAUGAGGCCUGGAAAACUGUAGCAGAUCUUCAGAAAGUUUGGCUGAUGGCAGAGAUUCAUGGGAUCAAGAUUCUCAACAAUUUGAUGGAAAUAGACAAUCAAUACGACACUGAGCAGCAUGAAUGCAAAGAGGCAAAGAAACAAGAGACAGGAAUGCAGAAUGAUAAGAAACAGAUUGAGAAACAGUUGGAGAAACGUGCUUGUGAGCAAGAGGGUGCAGUUCAUGACACUGCUAUGAGAUCCUUCAGUGCCAUCAUUUUCGUGCUUCCUCAGGCACUGAAUACUGGUGGUGGAUCCACCUGCACUGCAUAUUUGGACAUUGUGAACACACCUCCAACCAAGCUACUCCUCAAUCCAGCCUCCCGCAUAUCAACCAUUCCCACCCCUCCCCCCCAUUGGCCCUUUGUUGCCUCACCCAUUACAUUGCCUAGUUCUUCUCUGGUGUCAGUGGGCCCUGAGUGGCUGAGAGCAGAACCAUUAAGUCCCAGUCCUCAAACAUUCAGUCCCAAUCCUCAUCACCAUCUCCCUCAAAUACUGGAGAGGCAUCUUGCAAUUCCAUCCCUUCCACCAAACUCGUCUGGCCAAACUCAUUCUGGACCAGGAUCUUGGGCUGCUGCAGAUCGUUGA
Cantharellus anzutake is the source of this 723-nucleotide messenger RNA. RefSeq lists its product as uncharacterized. NCBI's taxonomy places the organism in Eukaryota, Fungi, Basidiomycota, Agaricomycetes, Cantharellales, Hydnaceae. The record is from RefSeq and is a predicted model, not a curated record. Bases 1 to 723 code for a protein of 240 amino acids. The transcript has 3 exons.